Messenger RNA from Papilio machaon (common yellow swallowtail), 927 nucleotides. Its product is annotated as brachyurin. Bases 80 to 919 code for a protein of 279 amino acids. The transcript is spliced from 7 exons. NCBI's taxonomy places the organism in Eukaryota, Metazoa, Arthropoda, Insecta, Lepidoptera, Papilionidae. Gene Ontology annotation, biological process: proteolysis. The record is from RefSeq and is a predicted model, not a curated record. Gene Ontology annotation, molecular function: serine-type endopeptidase activity.
GUAAGUUUCUCACACUCUCUAACAUUUUUUAGAUAUUUCAAAUACAGUUUAUAACUAAACUUGUUAUAAAUCUGUUAAGAUGUUUGCAAAGUUGGUGGUAUUUUCUUUAUUAGUAACCUUUAGUGCAACAGAUGAUUGUUCAGAAGGUAAUUGUGUUACGAAGAAAAAUGCAAGGAUGAUAGGCGGGAUUAUAAGUGAAGCUAAUUCCAGACCAUUUCAAGUAGCUCUGUUAUUGCGUGUUGGUGUGAACGGCGAGCAAGGCUUCUGCGGCGGCGCGCUGGUGCAUGCAGAGUGGGUGCUCACCGCCGCGCAUUGCUGCUUCCACAACGACCAACAAGUCGACAAUGUACAGGCGGUACUCGGCGCGCACUCCCUGUACGACCGCUACGAGAACGGGCGCCGCAUUGUGAACAUAGCAGAAGUGAUACCGCAUCCUGACUUCGUGCCUGACACCUUCGCUAAUGACAUUGCACUUCUCAAGCUCGCCAAUACUAUACAACUCACCGAGACAAUAGAAACAGUUCGUUUGCCGUACCUGAGGAUAUCUUCGUAUAACUUCGCGGGCAUGGGCGCUGUCGCCUCCGGCUGGGGGAUAGCCGCAGAAGGUGUGACGUUCGUAUCGCCAACGCUUCGUGAGAAGCUGAUGACGGUGAUGACGGACCCACUUUGCAACACGUCCUACUUCGGCCAGCUGCCGGCCAACACUGUCUGCGGGUACAGCGGAUUGGCCGGCACUUGUAAGGGCGAUAAUGGAGGUCCUUUAACAAUCGUCUAUAAUGCAACUGAAGAAACUAUUUUGAUCGGGGUGGCUUCGUUCGUUGGCGCAGGCGGCUGCAGUGAUGACGUGCCCUCCGUCUUCACACGCGUCCAGCGUUACUUGACCUGGAUCAGUGACGUCACAGGAAUCGUCAUAGACUAAGAUCUAGA